GAAUGUGGAAAUGCUAUCACGCCUUAUUUUCCUAAUUCCUCGAUGUUGGGUUUUUUCUCUUCUUUAUAUCUCAACUUUUAAUGCUCUUCUUCCUAUGACCUUUCAUCUAAAAACUGACCACUCCUUUACAGGUUUUCACGGUAAAAAAAAAAAAAAAAAAAUCUGUCUUUCUUUAAUCUUACAUAACUGAACAAAUUCAUUGGCUCAGUAUUUUUAAGACAACUACUCAGUAUAUACCGUUCUGUAACUUAAAAGAUGACCUGAAAAUUAACGGGCCCUCUCCCAUUUCUCUUCUCACCCUAUCCCCCACCGAACAGGGCUCAGAAGAAAGUUUUUAUUAAUAUAUUUGGGGUCGGAGAAAUAUAAACAUCACAAAGAAUACGUUAUCCCCAGCUUAAAUGUACUGGAACGCUUGUCAGUUUCAUUUCCAAAGUUUACCCUACAGAGAGAAUUGUAGAAGUGAGUUAGUAGAAGUCAGUUCGUGUGAAACCCUGGAAAGAAAACAAAAGCCCCAUGCAACACGUUCUGGGCUGUUGUGUUGAUGUUUAUUCUAGUCACUAGGGGAAGCACAUAAAAACACUUGAGGUGUGUGCUGAAGGGCGAAUUUUGUGCUUAUUGGGAGUUCAUGAUAGAACCAAAAAGUCAAAUCAGAAGGUCAGUUUAGGCUUUAGUUCUCUUUGAGGAAAGAGAUUUAAAGCAAUAGACUAUAAUAGUUACCCAGUAGACUAAAGAAGUUGCCUUUAAUUCUUUUGAUUGGAAUUUUUUUACGAAGUUUGGAGCAUGGAAACAAUGAAAAUUGAACCUGCUCGUUUUUUAGGAUGGUGUAUUGAUUGCCCCAACAGAACUUUCUAAAAUCAUGCGAUAAACAUAUAUGAUAGUUGUUGUAAAAUGGUUCUUGUUUUGAAAAUGUUGAGUAAUUAUCGAUAGAAAUUUUGCUGUCCAUACAUUCCUUCAGUUAACUUUCAUUAUUUAAAAAAAUUGGGGGGUUGAUGUUUGGUUUGGUUUGCGGGGAGUGAAGAGGACUACUGGAGGGACCUUGUUUGCUUGCUUUUUUUUUUUUUUUUAAUUUAUCAUCAAGUCUAGGAAAGGAGUAAGUUGCCGACAAUUGUCACUUUUCCCUCCUAAGAAAGUAACAUGUUAAAAUUCCCACCUACCAGCCUGGGCGACAGAGUGAGACUCCCGUCUCCAAAGAAAAAAAGAAAAAGAUCCCCACCCACUUUUAAGCUAAAAUAUAUGUAGGCAUUAAAGAUUUAUUUAAUAGAAAUAAAGGGCCCUCUUACGGCCCUUUGUGGUCAUAGGAAAUAUUUUUUUCACAAGUGGUACCUAAGUGUAUUUUAGUGUAAAUCAACUAGUGCUUGUAGGCUCACCUGUUGUAUCUUUUUAUGUUUUGUCUUUUAGUUUUUAUAGGAUGAGAUAAUAGGCUUUAUUUGUAAUUGAUUAAAGAAUUAGAACGAUGCUAGAAGCUUGUCUGGAGAUGUCCUUUUUAAAAUCGUUUCUGGCCGGGCGCAGUGGCUCACGCCUGUAAUCCCAACAAUUUGGGAGGCCGAGGCGGGUGGAUUACUUGAGGUUAGGAGUUCGAGACCAGCCUGCCCAACGUGGUGAAACCCUGUCUCUACUAAAAAUACAAAAUUAGCCGGGCGUGGUGGCGUGCGCCUGCAAUCCCAGCUACUUGGGAGGCUGAGGCAGGAGAAUUACUUGAACCUGGGAAGUGGAAUUGUGCCACUGCACUCCAGUCUGGGCAACAGAGUGAGACUCUUGUCUCAAAAAUAAGUAAAUACAUAGGUCCAUUAAAGCAAUUUUAAGUGGAGAUGUCCUUUGGAGCUGGGAGUGAAGGUAGCACUUAAGCGGUGGCUUUGCAUGUCUUGAUAAAAGUAAUGAGUUGUUUGCCUCAAUACAGCUUCAACUAAAAUUCGGAUUUUGAGCUCAAAAAAUGUUAAUGCCCUUCAUAGAAAUUAAGGGGAAUGGAAAUCUUUUCUUAACAUUUUACACCUCUACCCCUAAAAUUUUAAGAACUGUACUUUAUAAAAAUGUGCAAUUUUCAUACAGCAGUCCAGUGUUGAUGAUAGAGAUUAAUGAUUCCUUAUUGUUAGGGACCUAUCUUGUAAUUCCAGAGCUAUUUAUGUUUUCUACAGUUGAAGAGGAAAAAUACCGCUUAUUCAUGCCUCCUUUUCAGGAUUUGUUCUGGCUUCUUGAGUAGCUGGAAUAUUUUUGAGAGACUCCUACAGGCCCGGCGGAGUGGCACAUGCCUGUAAUCCUAGCUACUUAGGAGGCUGAGGUGGGAGAAUUGCUUAAACACGGGAGGCAGAGGUUGCAGUGAGCCGAGAUCGCAUCACUGCACUCCAGCCUGGGCGACAGAGCGAGACUCUUGUCUCAAAAAAAAAAAAAGGGCAAACAAAUGUAUCUGUACCAAUUUGGAAUUAAAAGUUUUGUGUGUAUAGAUUUUUUGUUAAAGAAUAGAAGAAAUGGGCGGAGGGUCCUUUUCUGAAAUCUGAGAAUGAUAGGGAUGAUGACUACUCAUUCAAAACCCAGGUCUGUGACUGGCUUGUUUAAAAACAAGGCCGGCGCGGUGGCUCCCACCUGUAAUCCCAGCGCUUUGGGAGGGUGAGACGGGCGGAUCACAAGGUCAAGAGAUGGAGACCAUCCUGGCCAAUAUGGUGAAAUCCCGUCUCUACUGAAAAUACAAAAAUUAGCUGGGCGUGGUGGCGCGCCUCUGUAGUCCCAGCUACUCUGGAGGUUGAGGCAGAGAAUCACUUGAACCCAGGAGGCGGAGGUUGCAGUGAGCCGAGAUUGGCCACUGCACUCCAGCCUGGCAAUAGAGCGAGACUGCGUCUCAAAAAAAAAAAAAAAAAAAAAAAACACAGAGAACUUUUAAAUUGGGCUUAAAAUUUUUUUGUGUAUUAAAUUUUAAGAUAAAUGUGAGAGAUGUCAUAGCAUUUUGCUUAUUCAGCGCCUUUAGCAAUUUAAUUCCAUGUAUCAUUAAAUUGACCUUACAUAAGGGUAAAGCUUUCUUUCUUAUAGUAGGGAUAGUGUUAACCUAAGAGAGUCUUGGGUUUAAUCUAUUUUCCGAAAUUUAAGUACUAUGAUUUAUCUGAUUUUAAUGCUUUCAAUUGUUCUCCUCCCCCCUUCCAUUUAAGCAAAGAAUUUGUAAACUUAAAAAAAAAUAAAAUCUCAAAUUUUUAUAUUUGAGGUUCUUUCACUGAAGGAUGCUGAUCUGCUCAAUAUAAGUAGAGGGCAAGAUUUUGAAAAGGAGCAGCACAAGUAAUUAUACCCACAGUGCAUAACUAAUUUUACAGGUCUGUCAUAGAGGCUUAUACUUUGUACCACUCAUUAAAUGGAAUAUAGAACCUUGAGAUCUGAAAGAAUGUCCAGGGAUUUAAAUAUUUAGGGAUGUGUGGUUUGGAAAACACUUUGUGGGCUUAAUUUUGUAAAUCAACCAAACUCUUUAACCUAUGAUGUAGCAUGUGUAUUACAACAAGUGUGAAAUAUCAUCAAUAAUCAGCAUAGUAGUUUCCUAGAACUUGACUGGCAGAAAACUUUCUUUGAUAGUAUCAGUGGGUGCUCAUCCAUUAGAUAACUAAAAGAUGUGUAUUCGUGUGCUAAUGAAUUAAAACUGAUUGCUAUUUGUUCCUAUGUCCUCACAAAUUUAGCAAGACAGGCAUGGAGGUGAAAAAAUAGUAACAACUAGAUGAGGGAAAGAUUGUAUACACUGAAGAAAAGUUGAGAGGAGACUAAUAAAGGGAAAUAUGGUUUCCCUUCCCUCCUUUUAAGUUACUGCUAUAUAUAGUUAUAUAUAAUCCUUACUGUCCCAUGACUUUCACCAAAGAUGGAGUGACUAGGCCUGACUGAUACAUAAAGAAAAGUUGUGAUUUUUCCUUGAAACCAGGACCCUAUCAUCUGACUUACCAAGAUUCAUAAAUACUGUAUAACACCAGAAGAUUAGAACAUAAUGUUAAAUCACAUUAGUCCUUAUAAACAAACUUGUUUUUUCUACCUUUGAAAUUACCACUUACACAUUAGCUUUUUGGACAUUACAAUUGAUCACAAUAUAUAAGCUAGGAGACUUAUGAACCACGUUUAAAAUUUGUACAAAAGAUUAUAAAUUUUACAGGUAAUUUCACAAUUAUGGCAUGAGUUUAAAUUUGAUUAUAUGUGUCAGUUACUAAAUCAUUUAUUUAUGAUAAAACUUCUAAACUUUAGAGAAUAAGCAAACAUACAGUAUUAGAAUAUGUUUGAGUCUUUGCAGAUAAAGACCACAUAGGCAUGCUGCAUUUAAAAGAAGGGAAAUUAUUGUUUCAAUUUAAUAUGAGCAGUCGCUAUCUUCUUUUUAAGGGAUUUGUUCUAAUAGCAGUUAUGGUUUAAGAAGAGAAUGGAAGUGUUGCUUUAACUUCAUGGGGGUCUGUAAAAGUAUUCUCCCAUACCCAAGAGGAAGGAAGCAGAACUGUUCUUUCUAUAGGCUGAGGUUGAGUAAAUACAGGUUUUUUACAAGUCCUAAAGAAGUUCUUUAGUAAGUAGUAAGAUGAAUAUUGUAAGGUAUUUGAAUAAUUUCGAUACAUUUCCCUUCUUUUUGGGUACUUGUGAUUUUCCUGAAUGCACUAGUGUGUAUCUAUGGAAAUAGAGCUCCAGUGUCAUAAAGUAGCAGAAAAUACAUUUUGAGUAAGUCUGUUUUACAAGCUUAUACUCAUAGACUUGGACUUAAGUAAAUUUGGCACUAUUAAAUGGCAUAGAAUUUGCCUGGCCUUAAUGUUAGAGUAAGUUACAGUAUAGCAUUUAAUAGUUUAUUUAUUUUAAUGGAUAGCACAUAUAUAUAUUGUGUUGGAAUUUCUUUUUAUAGUGUGACACAGGCUGUAUUAAAAGACUGCAGUUAUUGCUUGCUGUAGGAAUUGUUCAUGUUCCGCAACAUUAUGUACGUGUAUAUAAUAACCCUUUUCCUGAUUAAAAGAAUAGUACAUGGCUAUUGUGGUUAUUCACAGUGUGUAAAAUACAACUCUGUUUUAACACAGACAAUUCUUGACCAGCUUGUAUUGGAUACACUAUAAUACUUUCUUAGUGUUUUAGUUAGUUCCCUCCUUUUAAUUUUUGGCCAUUUCCUUCAACCAGCAGCAGGGGCAUCGUGAUAAUAAAGAAUAGUUGAAACAAGCAGGCCGGUUGCGGUGGCUCAUGCCUGUAAUCCCAGCACUUUGCGAGGCCGAGGUUAAUGUUCGUGAAGAAAUUGAAGAGUUUUUUCCAAGAAUGUGGAAGAUAAAUCAAGAUAAAAGAAGGCUAAUGAAAAGUAUUAAAGAUCAGAAAAUUAAAAUUGAAUGGGGGAAAAAAUUGAACAGAAGAUUGGUCAGAUAGAAGCACUUGAAUAUUUUUUUAAGGCUAUUUUGAAUUGUUUGAAUUGGGGAAGAAUACACGAAGUAUGAAAAAUGAAAAACUCAAUGAAGAAUGAAGAGAAGUAGAAAGCAAGAGUGAAGUAGAAUUAAAAGAAUCUGGAAGAAUGAAUGGGUCCUAGGUUAAGUAAAUGUAUGGUUUAUGUUCCAGUGUCUGUAUGAUCAAGUUGUAGAUGAAUUUGCAUGAUUACUUAGUUAAUAGAGAAUUGGUGAUCUGGUUCAAGUAGGGAAUUAUUGAGGACAGUUAGCAGUAUUAACAAUGGGUUAUUAUUGAGCUGAAAUUUUUUCUGGAGGGUGUUGCCUAACCAUUUGUUUUUCAGGAGCAAUCAAUAUAAAUAAUUACGGUACUUUAAAUGUUAGGUGUUAGGCAUCUACAUGACCAGUGCCAUUUGUAAUACUGUCUUCUUUGUUAGGAGUCUCGCUCUCAGUCAAAAUCUCCAACGGGAACUCCUGCUCGUGUAAAAUCGGAGAGCAGGUCAGGAUCUCGUAGUCCAUCAAGGGUUUCCAAACACUCUGAAUCCCAUUCUCGAUCAAGAUCAAAAUCCAGGUCGAGGUCAAGGAGACAUUCUCAUAGACGUUACACUCGAUCCAGAUCCCACUCUCACUCUCAUAGGAGACGAUCUCGAAGUAGAUCAUAUACACCAGAAUACCGGCGGCGAAGGAGCCGAAGCCAUUCUCCAAUGUCUAACCGGAGAAGACAUACUGGCAGCAGGGCAAAUCCAGAUCCCAACACUUGCCUUGGAGUGUUUGGCCUCAGUUUGUACACAACAGAGAGAGAUCUUCGUGAAGUAUUUUCUCGAUAUGGACCAUUGAGUGGUGUCAAUGUGGUUUAUGAUCAGCGAACUGGGCGAUCUCGAGGAUUUGCUUUUGUGUAUUUUGAGAGAAUAGAUGACUCAAAGGAGGCUAUGGAAAGGGCAAAUGGAAUGGAGCUGGAUGGUAGAAGAAUUCGGGUGGAUUAUUCUAUCACCAAGAGAGCGCACACACCAACACCAGGCAUCUACAUGGGCAGACCAACUCAUAGUGGUGGUGGUGGUGGAGGAGGCGGCGGCGGUGGAGGUGGAGGUGGUGGCAGACGUCGAGAUUCUUACUAUGAUAGAGGAUAUGAUCGUGGGUAUGACAGAUACGAAGACUAUGAUUACCGGUACAGAAGACGAUCACCUUCUCCAUAUUAUAGUCGAUAUAGAUCACGAUCAAGAUCUCGUUCCUACAGCCCAAGACGCUAUUGAUAACGGAAUGGUUGCAAUUAAGGACAUUUUUUUUCCUCUUUAUUUUCUUUUCAAUUCUGAGAUGUCCCCAGGCUUUGGAUUCUUCCUACUCCUUAAGAAAAACACUUUGGUUUAUUUAGCAUCUACACUUUUGUCAAUUGUGUUGCUGUUUUUCACCCCUUUUAUUAUACUCUUAAAGAUGUAAUUGUCAUUUUGAGCAGUUAAACAUCUUGAGUAUAAAAAGAAUCCCAAUGUUAUGCUUUGUAAAUUUUUUUGCUUUUACCUAGAUAAACUUCUAGCUAAUCAAAUAAGGAAAGAAACUGUCUUUUUAAAGCUUCUUUUGUGUUAGAUAGUGUAUUAGAGAUCUGCAUUUAUCAUGAGCUCUUUUUUUUUUUUUAACUUUAUUUUCGGGAAAGUAACACAUGAAGUAGUUCAGUCAUGUCAGGUUUGUCUGGGGUGGAAUGGAACAGUCAGGUAGUUGAAAGUUUUUUUUUUUUUUUUGAGAUGAAAAGCUUGUGAACUCCUGUAAAACAUGCUGUAUUUGAAAUACAUCUGUUAAAACUUAAAAACUAAAGUGUGAUUUUUUUUGUUGUUGUUAAAUUUAUUGAAGUUUAUUCCCUUAAUCAGUGAAGGACAACCCUUAUUUAUUACCUAGAGCAGUUGUAUAAUUUGCUGUUAGAAAUUUUGGUAUUGGGACAGUGGAUAAGCAGGUUAUCAUAUAGCAUAGAAUUCUUAAAAGAUACAUGUGGGGAAAAGUAGUCUCAAAUAAAAGCUAAUUUCUUUGAAAA
This is a messenger RNA of Symphalangus syndactylus (siamang), 7362 nucleotides long. It is a transcript of the gene TRA2A, whose product is annotated as transformer 2 alpha homolog. Lineage: Eukaryota; Metazoa; Chordata; Mammalia; Primates; Hylobatidae. The record is from RefSeq and is a predicted model, not a curated record. Gene Ontology annotation, molecular function: RNA binding.